Messenger RNA from Heterobilharzia americana, 836 nucleotides. The record is from the annotation of a GenBank genome assembly. Lineage: Eukaryota; Metazoa; Platyhelminthes; Trematoda; Strigeidida; Schistosomatidae.
AUUGAGUGCUGCGAGUUUGACUCCCAGCGCUUCGACGGUGUCAGCUAAUGCUGGAGACCAGGGUAUCUAUGUAAUGUUCGUAAAUUUGACGUCUGGAGCCUUGUUCUUCGCAUCUGGUAAAGUUGUACAUGGUUUUGGAAGAGGAUCAAAGCAACUCGGUAUCCCAACAGCCAAUCUUGAAGAGUCAGUCGUUGACCAAAUUCCAGUGUCAAUUGAAAAUGGGAUUUAUUUCGGUUGGGCUAAACUCGCCAACUCACCAGUAUACAAAAUGGUUAUGAGUAUUGGAUGGAAUCCGUACUUUAAAAAUGUUAAACGCUCCAUGGAAGUUCAUAUACUUCAUAAUUUUGAAGACAAUUUCUACGGUGAUAUAAUUAAGCUUAUCUCUGUUAAAUAUUUUCGACCUGAACUUGAUUUUCCAAGUAUUAAUGAUUUGAUUGGUCAAAUACAUUUGGAUAUCAGUCAGGCGAAUACAUUCCUUGAUGAACCUGAAGCUUUAUCCUGGAGUAGAAAUCAACUGUUAUUCAGUGAAAAUCAACACCCGUUGAGCAAUUCAACUAAUUGUACAUAGUGAAAAUAUGGUUUCACUGAAUUCGUCUUUCCCUUCACUUAAUAGCACUGCUACACCCAUAAGUGAAUAUGAAUAUAUAUAUGAUUAUGUUUGAAGUAAAGAAAUUGAAAUUGAUUUGUUUGUACAUUUUUGUUGUUUAUGAGUUAAAUUAUUGAUUUAAAUUGAUAAAGAGAAACUAUUUUCUUCUUUCAAUAAAUUCUUUUGAAGGUUUUGUAGCUAUAGAUUAAAAAAAUAUAUGACUUUUCGUGAUGGUCAAUUUUUUGCUGAA